GCUCGCGGGAAGAUCCGGACAGAACGCGAAAGCGUGCAUUGAAGCGAACGUUGAUUGAAGCCACAGCCGGUUUUGGAGGCCGCCAUUCCGUUCCCCACUGCCCGCCGAACGUGCCAACUUUGCGCGACCGCCGCGCCUUGGUUUUCGACGCCGCGAAAUGACCGGGUGUUGUGUGCCGUUCUGUUCGAACAACUCCAGAAACGGUUGGAGGACGUUUCGCUUUCCGAGAGAUCCGAAAAGAAGACUUCAGUGGAUCGCGAACGUCAAGCGCGAUAACUGGCUCCCGAAAGACACGUCCAGCGUGUGCCAAGCUCACUUUGUAGAGGAAAGCUUCGAACAACACCGCGCCGAUGGCUGGAAGAAGCUAAAGCCUAAUGCUGUGCCGACGCUUUUCCCGCGGAAGGAGCCUGCUCGCGGUAGAAAGUCGCGGAAACUUUCAACAGGAGCAGCAGCGCCAUCUGAAGCGAACGACGGUUCGACUCCCACCGAAGGACCCGCAGGCCUCGUGUCGACGGAGGCGGAGGUACACCUGCUGCCGUCCUCCAAUGGCGACGAUACGUCUCCUCGGCGGAGCAGCCGCAUCAGGACACGGACACGGCCAGCCAAGACAAGGAGGACGCCGCGGCGCACGACCGCUACGAAAGUGUCGGACGCGCCGAAAGCUGUACCGCUAGAGUCUCCUUGUUCAAAAAGUGCCUGCGUCGAAUCUCGAGAACAGCUGGCGGUCAUGAUCAGGAGGCACGAUGAACUCGUGGAAGCCUACGGCGUUGCGAACUCGACCGUUGAGACGCUUAGGAGUAGGGUCGAGGAAUUGGAGAACACCGUGGAAAUCCUUCGACAGCGUCUACAGCCUCGCGAAAGUGGAGACUUUCAACCGUCGCCGUGAGAUAU
This is a messenger RNA of Rhipicephalus sanguineus (brown dog tick), 891 nucleotides long. RefSeq names its product peroxynitrite isomerase THAP4. NCBI's taxonomy places the organism in Eukaryota, Metazoa, Arthropoda, Arachnida, Ixodida, Ixodidae. The transcript is spliced from 3 exons. Gene Ontology annotation, molecular function: sequence-specific DNA binding. The coding region runs from base 158 to 886 and encodes 242 amino acids. The record is from RefSeq and is a predicted model, not a curated record.